Molecule: messenger RNA, 2381 nt
Organism: Canis lupus familiaris (dog)
Lineage: Eukaryota; Metazoa; Chordata; Mammalia; Carnivora; Canidae
Gene: CCR10
Product: C-C motif chemokine receptor 10
Exons: 3
Coding region: 201-1292 (363 amino acids)
Biological process (GO): G protein-coupled receptor signaling pathway; immune response; chemotaxis
Cellular component (GO): membrane
Molecular function (GO): C-C chemokine receptor activity
Source: RefSeq, a predicted model, not a curated record
CACAGUAGCCCCAGCCCCGGGUUCCUGAGACCGCGGCGAGCAGGAUGCAGAGGAGCCGGAGACACAUGGUGCAGGGCUGACGGGUCUCGGCGGCCGCCUCCCAGUGCGCGGCUCUGGCUAGGGCUCCAGUUCCAGGCACCUGUGCUAGGCACCCUCAUAACCCUGUGAAUUCGGCAUUUUUACCUUUCUCCACUCUGCAGAUGAAAAACUCGAGGCUCAAAGAGGUCUCCUGGGGCCCCUACUCUGGGGAGGAUGAGGAGGCAUACUCAGCAGAGCCGAUGCCAGAGCUCUGCCACAAGGCAGAUGUCCAGGCCUUCAGUAGGACCUUCCAACCUAGUGUCUCCCUGGUGGUGGCUGCACUGGGCCUGGCUGGCAAUGGCCUGGUCCUGGCCACCCACCUGGCAGCCCGACGUGCCGUCCGUUCGCCUACUUCUGCCCACCUGCUCCAGCUGGCCCUGGCCGACCUUCUGCUGGCCCUAACCCUACCCUUUGUCGCAGCCGGGGCUCUGCAGGGCUGGAGUCUCGGAAGUGCCACCUGCCGCGCCAUCUCGGGCCUCUACUCGGCCUCCUUCCACGCCGGCUUCCUCUUCCUGGCCUGUAUUAGCGCCGAUCGCUACGUGGCCAUCACGCAGGCCCUCCCCGCUGGACCGAGGCCCUCUGCGCCGGGCCGCGCACACGUGGUCUCAGCCAUCGUGUGGCUACUGUCGCUGCUUCUGGCGCUGCCUGCUCUCCUUUUCAGCCAGGACGGGCAGCGGGAAGGCCAGCGACGCUGCCGUCUCAUCUUCCCCGAGGGCCUCACGCAGACGGUGAAGGGGGCCAGCGCGGUGGCGCAGGUGGUCCUGGGCUUCGCGCUGCCGCUGGGCGUCAUGGCCGCCUGCUACGCGCUCCUGGGCCGCACGCUGCUGGCCGCCAGGGGGCCUGAGCGCCGGCGCGCGCUGCGAGUCGUGGUGGCCCUGGUGGCGGCCUUCGUGGUGCUGCAGCUGCCCUACAGUCUCGCCCUACUCCUGGAUACUGCGGACCUCCUGGCUGCCCGCGAGCGGAGCUGCCCGGCCAGCAAGCGCAAGGAUCUGGCACUGCUGGUCACCGGAGGGCUGGCCCUGGCCCGCUGCGGCCUCAACCCCGUGCUCUACGCCUUUUUGGGCCUGCGCUUCCGCCAGGACCUGCGGAGGCUGCUGCGCGGUGGGAGCUGCAGCCCAGGGCCUCACCCCCGCGGCCGCUGCCCCCGCAGGCCCCGCCUCUCUUCCUGUUCAGCCCCCACGGAGACCCACAGCGUCUCCUCCUGGGACUACUAGGGCUGCGAACCCGAGGGCAGAGGGCGCGGGCUGAGGAAGUGAUGCCAGGGAGGGUAGUGGGAAAGGGGAGUAGGUGGGGGAACACCGAGGAGGUAGGGACCUAAAGGAAUUGCUUCUGUACUUUGCCACACUAAAUUGAUAACAUGGAAAUGAGAUGCAACCCAACAACUGUUACUAUUUUUGAGUCACGCACUUGGAAGUGAUUUGCAGCAGGGCAGUACCAGUGGGUUCCCCCUCCCCCUCCGGUGGAAAGUGCUGAGAGUCCGGGUGGGGGUGCAGAGCUGCUGAGCCUGCUGAAGCUCUAGGCACUGUCACCCCCUCCACCUUCACCCGGUCUCUGCGAACAAGAGGUGAGGUGGGAAAGCUGCCAAGCAAGGAGCGCUGGAGUUCCUCUUGAAGUAGCAGAAGCAAGAGCUUUCUAACAACUACAGUGCUAUCCAGUAAUGGCUGCCUUAGCAGGCACUGAGUUCCUGGCCUCCGGAAUGUUCAGGCCAAGGCUGUUGGGGACUGUGUGUGCCCUUGCAUGGUGGAGUGGUAGAGAGGGACAGUGGACAGGCGAUUCCCUUUUUGGGUGGGCUCUUGGAUUAGAUUACCACUUUAUGGGCCCUUCUAAGGUGGCAGAAAGAAAAGAAAAAGAAAAGGGUAAUUUAAAAAGUUGAGUCUGAGUUUUUCACCACGGAGAAAAACCAAGGAGAAAAUUCCAAUUUGAAAAUUUCCAGAGUCGUUAUCAGGGGUGUGGUGGGGCUGGGGGUGACUGCCGUUCUCCAUCUUCCCUGGGGACAGAGUCAGAGGAAAUGCACGGAGCCUGCCGCAAAGAAAGAGGUUAGACAUCGGAAAGAACUUUCUUGCAGGCAAGGGCCUGGGAUCCAGUCAGGGAAGAGAGUAUGUGGUUUGAAUGUCACCAUCUCUAGGAGCUCUCAGUGCUGGCCACUGUCAUCUGGGGCGGGGGCAAGGCCGGAAUGGCCUCUAGAGAUGGUCGCAUGGACUCCUGGUCUUUGUUUUACACAAGCACGGGAGGCAGGAUGGUGUUCACGUGCGACAACUCCCGCAGUUUAAUAUCCGGUCAGCAAAGCUGCCCCGACCACUCCA